This is a messenger RNA of Sodiomyces alkalinus F11, 1186 nucleotides long. RefSeq names its product exoribonuclease family protein. Gene Ontology annotation, cellular component: nuclear exosome (RNase complex); cytoplasmic exosome (RNase complex). Gene Ontology annotation, biological process: U5 snRNA 3'-end processing; nuclear mRNA surveillance; TRAMP-dependent tRNA surveillance pathway. The transcript has 2 exons. Bases 71 to 967 code for a protein of 298 amino acids. Lineage: Eukaryota; Fungi; Ascomycota; Sordariomycetes; Glomerellales; Plectosphaerellaceae. The record is from RefSeq and is a predicted model, not a curated record.
UCUGGAUGAAGGGAACUCAUGUCAAACAACAAUAAUUCAGACGCUUACCUCAAGAGAAGCAACUGCAAGCAUGCCCCGAGAAGCCGAACCCUCCGCCAACGAAAAGCAGUUUCUACUACAAGCCUUGCAAGAAGGGUUGAGGUUAGAUGGCCGUGCUUUCGACGAAUAUCGGAAGCUGGAUCUCACUCUUGGCGAUGAGUAUGGAACAGCAGAUGUGAGCCUAGGCCAGACAAGAGUGCUGGUGAACAUCUCGGCCGAGGUCACCGUUCCCUUCCCGGACCGCCAAUUUGAUGGCAUCUUUCAGAUCUCCACCGAGCUCUCACCCAUGGCCUCGCCGCAUUUCGAGCCCAACAGGACAACCGAGACUGAAAUCCUCCUCUCCCGCCUUCUCGAGAAGACGAUCCGCCGCUCCGGCGCCCUCGACACCGAAUCCCUCUGUCUCGUGGCCGGUAGCAAAGUCUGGUCCGUGCGCGCCGACGUCCACGUCCUCGCGCACGACGGCAACCUCGUCGACGCAGCCUGCCUCGCCACCGUGGCGGCCCUGCGGCACUUCCGCAAGCCGGACACCGCCAUCGAAUCCGGCGAGCUGACCAUCUUCACGCCCGCCGAGCGCGAACCCGUGCCGCUCGGCUGGCUCCACUCCCCCUAUUGCGUCACCUUUGGCUUCUUCGGCGACGAGGGCGAGACCGUCCUGCUGGACCCGGACUGGCGCGAGGAGCACCUCGCCGUCGGGAGCUGCACCUUCGGCCUGAACAAGCACGGCGAAGUGUGUCACGUGACCAAGCUGGGGGGCGAGCCUGUGGAGGCCACCACGCUGCUCAAGUGCGCUGCCAUCGCGGGGCAGAAGAUCAAGGAGCUCUCCGACUUGGUGGACGCGAAAUUGGCCGAGGACGGCAGGAGGAGAGACAAGGGCGGCUUGAUUUCGGAGUUGCUUUCGGCGGAGAACGAGAGAGUCCCAGACGCGUGAGGAUAGAAGGAGAGAAGAGGGAAAGGAAAAGGAGAACAGGGGAAAGGGGAAGGGAAACGGGCAGAGGAAAUAAAAAAAGUUCCAUUGGUCUAGCAUAAUGAGCAUCAAGGCCCGGUCAUGGGAGAAGAAGAUUUUCAAAAAAAGCAUUGAUACCCCCCAAAGAAAUCUCGACCCUUAUCCAUGAACCUCAUAAUUCCACUGAGAAAAGAAUAGAAGAAG